AGGAGCUGCGGCCAGAGGGACUGCACCGCUGCUGAGGGGCUUGUUCGGGACACCAGCGUCAGGAGAGGUCAGCCAGAGACGACAGGUGUUAAGGGAGGUGAAGCCGGCGGAGAAUCCCGGGACUCGACAGAACAGGCUGACGGUGGACGGAGACGACCACCAUGGCGGGGUUCGCGGAUCUUAGCCCGGAGAGUCCCGUGUUCCGGGUGUACCUGUUCUGGUCGGCGCUGCUCGUCGUCAAGAUGAUGACGAUGGCCUUCCUCACCGGACGACAGCGCAUGCGCAAGAACGUUUUUGCCAACGCGGAGGAUGCCAAGAAGCGGGACGGCAAGGUGAUCUUCGACGACCCGGACGUGGAGCGCGUGCGCCGCGCCCACCUCAACGACCUGGAGAACAUCCUGCCGUUCCUGGUCCUGUGCCCGAUCUACCUGGCCACCGGGCCGGCCGUCUGGGUGGCCACCAACGUCAUCCGCACGUUCGCCAUCGCCCGGAUCGCCCAUACCGUGCUCUACCUGAAUGAGGUGCCUGGUGUCCGAGGGCUGGCGUUCAUAGUCGGGGUGGCUGCUACUCUAUUCAUGGCGGGCAGCACCAUCAUGUACGCCUGCUGAGGCCUUGGCGGCGUCACCUGCGCCCCUCCCCCUCCCCUCCCCCUCCCUCUCCCCUCACCAGCGGCCGCACAGGUCGUGACCUCUGCCCUGAUCGCGGUUCAUUCGAUCUCUGCGCGGCUGGGUAGAUCCUUCGACGAGGGUGUCCUGUGUACUGCAGGACGGCAUGGGCAGCAGUGCGACCGCAGAAAUGUAUGACAGGUGUUUCCUGCGGGAUUGCUGUUCUUCAGCGUGCGAACGACGUGGAUGUGGUGGUACUCUGUGCUAAACAAUGACUAGUUUCGUCAUGCAUGAGGUCCGCGUUAAACGGACUUGACUCGUUGCCCCCUGAGAGCGGCCGACUUGAGCACCCCGCAUGUAAUACAUGUUCUGGGUUA
Pollicipes pollicipes is the source of this 982-nucleotide messenger RNA. RefSeq names its product microsomal glutathione S-transferase 1. Gene Ontology annotation, cellular component: membrane. The record is from RefSeq and is a predicted model, not a curated record. NCBI's taxonomy places the organism in Eukaryota, Metazoa, Arthropoda, Thecostraca, Pollicipedomorpha, Pollicipedidae. The coding region runs from base 162 to 608 and encodes 148 amino acids. The transcript is spliced from 4 exons.